Messenger RNA from Rhodamnia argentea, 1586 nucleotides. Its product is annotated as thioredoxin-related transmembrane protein 2. NCBI's taxonomy places the organism in Eukaryota, Viridiplantae, Streptophyta, Magnoliopsida, Myrtales, Myrtaceae. The coding region runs from base 139 to 888 and encodes 249 amino acids. The transcript has 11 exons. The record is from RefSeq and is a predicted model, not a curated record.
GUUAAAGAGUUGUCCAUGGGAGGCCGGAGGAGAGGGAAGAUCGCGCACUGUUGCUGGCCUUUCCUCCUCCAUCACAAGCCCUAGAGAACCGAUACUGAUCCAACUCCGACGCAACGUGCCCGCACGGCAUCACCGGAAAUGGAGUGGUUGAACGCGACGGUGUCGGAGCCGUACUACCUCUUCCACCUCCUCGCCUUCUUCUCCUACCUCCCGAUUCGCUGCUCCGCCUCGCUCGUCCUCUCUCCCGACCUCACUCACCUCCUCCUUCGCCGAGAAAUUCAGGCGGUCUUGGCGUUUCUGGCAUUGGCUGCUGUCAAGCUUGUGCGUGAAGAAACAUGGGAUGCCUUCAUAGCCGAUUCUUUGUUUUUCUCAAAGGUUUUUCUUGUCGUUGUAACAUUAGUGAUUGAUUACCACCUGGCUCUCUGGUACAUUCUGAUAUUCCUGGUGAUAUUUACAUUGACCCAGCAACCUGUGUCUCAAUUCUUAGGUACGGCAAGCAAGUUAACGCCACUGCAAUUAGAAACAGUACUGAACGAUGGGGGCACAUCAAGAUUCUGGCUGGUAGAGUUUCGCUCUUCGUGUUCCUCUUCCUGCAUUCGAGCAAGUCGAUGCUUUGCUGACCUCUCAAUAACAUAUUCUAACAAAAAUUUGUCCUUUGCGAUAGUGGAUCUUGGGCUCUUUCCUAUUGUUGCAGAAAAAUUUGGAAUAUCUCUUGGGAGCAUGGCCGAGCUUCCCACAUAUAUAUUAUUUGAAAAUGCAACAGAAAUAGCACGCCUUCCAGAUAUUGAUCUUGGAGUCAAAAUUUCCUAUCCUCCCAUUACUAAGAGACUACUUUCCCGGCGUUUUGAGCUUGAUCGUCUCCUUCUUGAAUAUGUGAAUGGCAAAUAGGCAGGACACAGCAAAAUUAUUUGCAUGUUUGGUGCUCUGUUUUAUCACCUUUUCGGCUGGUAAAUGUACUGUUUCCCACCAUUAUGUGGGCCUCUAGCACAUGGUCAAAUUGGGACUCCCUUUGGAUUCUUGUUAAGCUCUAAGGUCCUACGUGCAUCGACGAUGUCUCAUGUUUCUUAUUUAUUUUCAGGUGUUGCACGUUUGAGUGGGCUGUGCACUGUUUGAAUGGCAUCCAAGCUUAAUUGAUCCGUCUCUUUCAUUCACCACAUAGGUCUGGAGACAUUGUAAGGAAAGAAGAAUUGCUGCUACUAAUUCUAAGCAUGCUGUUCGGCACUACUGAUUGCCGAUUGGUCUUUGACAGUCACGAACCUGGUAAGAAAGUGGUGGCACAAAGAACAAAAAAACCCGGUAAGAAAGGGAUGCAACUAGAGCUAUAACUUAACCAGAUUUUUGCCACGUGAAUAGGGAUGAACCUGGCAGUUGUGUGAGACGACGACGGCAUCUAAAAAUCACUAGCAAAUGUUUCUCUUUUUCCUCUGUCUUGUCCUUCUACGUUUUUUUCCUUUUUGCUCUUGAUGUUUCUAUAUUUGGGUGAUAUGUCGGGUAAAGUCUAAAUAUCAUGUUUUAGCUUAGCACAGCGAGCAUGAGGGGAUACUACUGUAUCCGGUUAAAUUGAGAGCUCUCUUUAGUUUUUAACU